This is a messenger RNA of Adineta steineri, 415 nucleotides long. The record is from the annotation of a GenBank genome assembly. NCBI's taxonomy places the organism in Eukaryota, Metazoa, Rotifera, Eurotatoria, Adinetida, Adinetidae.
AUGCCUGAUUCAGAGAAUGAAAACAAUAUUAGACAAUCUACUCGUCCACGAACAGGAUCAUCUUUAUUUCGUCUGAAAACAAAAUUGAUUUUAAUUAUCAUUGGCGUUCUUGGCCUAAUAACUAUCAUCGGUGUUUACUUUUAUUUAUAUAAACCAAAACUAUACAAAUGGAAACAAAAUGGCAUUACUGUGGCUGGUGGAAAUGGACGAGGACAAAAAUUACAUCGACUCAAUCGUCCUGAAGGAAUCUUUAUUGAUAAAAACAAAAAUAUUUUCGUUGCUGAUUAUGAAAAUCAUCGUAUUGUUAAAUGGAAACAUAAUGCAAAAGAAGGAAAAAUUAUUGCAGGUGGAAAUAAAAAAGGACGUCGAAUCGAUCAAUUAUACGGUCCAACAGAUGUGAUUGUUGAUGAACAAA